Molecule: messenger RNA, 1354 nt
Organism: Humulus lupulus (European hop)
Lineage: Eukaryota; Viridiplantae; Streptophyta; Magnoliopsida; Rosales; Cannabaceae
Exons: 6
Coding region: 213-1139 (308 amino acids)
Cellular component (GO): post-mRNA release spliceosomal complex; Prp19 complex; catalytic step 2 spliceosome
Source: RefSeq, a predicted model, not a curated record
UUCUGAGGUUAAUUUUAAUUUAGAAGAAAUCUGGGUAUCUUCAGGCCCUAGUAUUAUCUCACGAAUCACGAUUACUCACCUUCUUCCUCCUCGUCUCACCGCCUUUCAUUUCAGUCGCCGCUCUCCUCUCCCUCGCGAUUCUCAGGUGAUAAAAAAGGACGUAGUAUAGAGGAGGUUAAUUUGACAUUCGAGAAAGAAACUAAUAAAAUAAAAUGUCUGAGGAAGGGAGAGUACACCCAGAUUGCAGAAACGCCUCUAAUCCCUACCAUGAGUGCACUGAUUACUGCUUCAAAAUUAUAGCUGAAGCCAAGGCUAGGUUUGAUCAAACUCAAUCAGAAGACCAAAAGGCAAGUAGGGAGUCCAACUUAGGGGCUGCUCACCAGGAGGAACGUUUGAAUGAUGAAAGGCCAGAUUUUGGAGAAAAUUCUGAUGAUGAUGGCGAUCAUACAGACCCUGUCGAAGAGAUCAUGGAAGAGGACUUCCAAAAGUUUACUGGGAAGAAGAAAAGACUCUGGGAAUUGAGGCAGAAGAUGAAUAAAGCUAGAAAAGACAAUCAAACUGACAUUGCAGCAGAAAGGAAACGAAUGGAAGCUCCAACUGAGUCACGGGGCAUUUCUAAACAGAAAUGGCUUGAAGAGAGGAAGAAAAGAAUUGGAAAGCUUUUGGAUGCAAAUGGUUUAGAUAUGAAAAAUGCAUACAUGCUAGAUACCGAAGAGAUGGCAGAGACAAAAUAUAAGAAAUGGGAAAAGGAUCCCGCCCCCUUCGGUUGGGAUGUUUUCAAUCAGAAAACUCUCUACAAUGCAUACAAAAAGCGAACAAAGAACAUCGAGAUUGACUUGGAAGAAUACAAUAGAAUGAAAGAAGCAGAUCCUGAGUUCUACCGUGAAGCUUCGAGUCUGCAAUAUGGAAAGGCGCCGAAGAUCUCCGAGGAUAAGAUAGAUAAGAUGGUAAAGGAACUCAAGGAUCGCGACGAGAAGCGAGGGUCAUUUAGCAGGAGGAGGAGGUUCCAUGACGAGAAGGAUAUUGACUCGAUCAAUGAUCGAAAUGAACAUUUCAACAAAAAGAUAGAGCGUGCCUUUGGUAAAUACACUUUGGAGAUCAAGAACAACCUUGAGCGGGGUACUGCCUUACCUGACUAGUAGGAUGAGUUGAUGUAAUGACUUAUUUCCUGGUCUUUGUCUAGUUUCAACUCUUGUAUGCUAAUAUGUAAAAUGAUAAAAUGUUCGCAUUCAGUUUUAUUUUGGAAUGGCUGUAAUAUUAUCUUCUCAUUCACCAUAAUUGGUACAUGAUGCUACCCACCAAUUUUGGUUUAUUUUCAUUUUUGCAAUUUCCCUAGUAAAAGUUAUGGUUUUCA